Messenger RNA from Coregonus clupeaformis (lake whitefish), 672 nucleotides. Its product is annotated as transmembrane protein 42-like. Bases 95 to 556 code for a protein of 153 amino acids. NCBI's taxonomy places the organism in Eukaryota, Metazoa, Chordata, Actinopteri, Salmoniformes, Salmonidae. The record is from RefSeq and is a predicted model, not a curated record. The transcript is spliced from 3 exons.
GUGAAUCUGAUUGGUUGAAUCGAGUGAAGACUUUUAGACAAGGAAGUAGUCAAAUAUGUGACAGUACAGUCUCUAGUUUAGAUACUAAAUAAACAUGAUCUCAGGUGCAUUUUAUGCAUUAUUAGCGGGCUUUCUUGGAGCCGUUGCCUCCUCGUCAGCCAAGCUAUCUCUGGGCUCAGACUACCUCAAAGGGAUGUGUAAAACAGGGUUGAAAGCCUGGGCUCAGGAUGGGGACUACAGGAUUAUUCAGGAGGAAACAUCACCCUGCGAAUGGCUCCACAUCCCUCUGCGGCUGCUGUGUGGAGGACUACUGUUCACCAGUAAUGCUGUGAUGUGGACCUUCUUCUCCAAGGCUCUGAGACACUCCUCCUCCUCAGCCCGGGCCACGGUCACCACCACCGCAUCCAACUUUGUAUCCUCUGCAUUCCUUGGGAAGCUGAUCUUUGGUGAGACCCAUGCAGCACUGUGGUGGGUGGGCAUCUCUCUAACUCUCUCAGGUUUACUGGUGCUGCACAGAUCGACUUCUCGACCAGCAGAGGCCAAGAAGGAAGAGUGAAGGACUGUCCACAUGUGGAAUAACAAUACCACUGCAUCAAUCAUCUUACUGUACAUUUACAUUUACGUCAUUUAGCAGACGCUCUUAUCCAGAGCGACUUACAGUUAGUGCAUACA